UGGUCGCCUUCCCCCCCAGACUACAACUCCCAUCGGCCCCUGCCAGCGCGGCCCUCGCGAGGGGCUGACGGGAGUCGUAGUUCGCGGGGGGGGGAGAGAAAAAGGGCGCUUCGCCAGGCCCGGUGAGGGGCCUACGAAAAGCCCCCACGCUGAGGAAAAAACCUCGCCCUCGUAAAAGCCCAGCCGUGGGGUGGGGGGAGUCCCCAGUUCGAAGGAGACACGUUCGCCUCCUCAGGAAGAGGAGACGACUCUCCCCCUGGUCUAAGCCCCCGAGCAUGUGCAGAGUGCAUCUAAAGGGGAGCGAGGCGGUCGCGGGGGAGCCGCCGCCCUCCGUUUGGAGGGAGAGAAGCGCCUGGACCGCGGCCGACGCCGGGGCGGGUCUGUCGGAGGCCGCGCGGCCUCCCACUGGGGCCUGCCUGGGCGGGCAGAGGGCGGGCGAGAGGCAGGCAGGCGCCGCGGCUUCGCCUUGGCCCUCUCCUCCCCUCAGAAGCGGGUCCGGGGCGGAGGAGGGAAGGUCUCCCGGUUCCUUCCGAGGCUGAGGCAGCAGAAGGCGCCGCUCCGGAGCGCUCCAUCCCGAAGCUCUCCUCGGAGUAAAUCAGACGGGGCCUACGUGGAGGAGGGACUGUGCAGGCUCAGUUCUCGUCUUGAGAUGGAAGGCUAGGCCUUGGUGGUUCAGUCAGAAGUCCUGAAGAACAGGAGUUGCUGUGCCCAUUUCCCCAGCAGGUUUGGCAGCAUGUUCCAGCUGCCGCUCCCUUUGGAUCGGGAUGGGACCCUCUUCCGCCUCCGUUUUACCACCCUGGCAGUCGGGACUGUGUGCUGCCCGCUCUUUGGCUUCCUCUUCUGCGUCAUCUGGUCCCUGUUCUUUCACUUUGAUGAAGCCACUGCCACCCACUGCGAUGUCCCCAACUACCUCCCCUCCAUCAGCUCUGCCAUUGGUGGGGAGACCCCCGAGCGCUACAUGUGGCGUUUCUGCAUCGGGCUGCACUCUGGGCCCCGCUUCCUCGUGGCCUUUGUCUACUGGAGCCACUACCGCGGCUGCCACUGCACACACCCGCGGUACCUCCGCCUGUGCAAUGCAGCCUUUGGCCUCAACCUGCUGGAGAACACGGCCCUCCUUCUGCUGACCUACGUCUCCUCCUCUGAGAACUACCUGAUCCACGAGAACGCCUUCAUCCUCUUCAUAGCUUCGGCCCUCAGCCACAUGUUCCUGACUUGCGUUUUGUGGCGGAUGACUAAGAAGCACGCAGUAAGUCCCGAGGAGCGCAAGUCCUACAAGUGGAAGUGGUGGCUGUUCCUCUUCAACCUGGUCACGUUCUCAGUAGCCGUGUACUUCUACUUCCGCCACAACUGGUACUGCGAGCCCGGAGUUUACACCAUCUUUGCCUUCUUGGAGUACCUGGUGGUUUUUUCUAACAUGGCCUUCCACAUGACUGCGUGGUGGGACUUUGGCAACAAGGAGCUGGUGGUCAGUUCCCAGCCAGAAGACAAACGCUUCUAGCAAAAGCCUGCCUUUGAGCUGAGGAAAAGCCUCUGGAUUUCUUGCGGGGAGGAGCAGCAGCCUGCUUGCCAGCGUCAGAUCCUUCCGGCAGGGCCCAGGACAUUUCAGAAGGGGCACCUGUGACUGGACUGGAAAGAACCAGUGCGCCCCGUGGGAAUUGGGACCCUGCCGUCACGUGUCCGACAACAGAGCAGAAGGUGUGGCUGGUUGACGGGCCUUUUGAUCAAGGGGACACCUUUGUAAAAGUAAAAACAAAACUCAGAAUGUGCUCUGCUGCCAACCCAGGACAGGGACAGAACUGGACUAGCCCACUGGGGCUGUGUGUUGUGAUGGUAACAAGUCCAGCGGCUCUUGAAGUCAGAGACU
Podarcis raffonei (Aeolian wall lizard) is the source of this 1864-nucleotide messenger RNA. RefSeq names its product post-GPI attachment to proteins 2 (gene PGAP2). NCBI's taxonomy places the organism in Eukaryota, Metazoa, Chordata, Lepidosauria, Squamata, Lacertidae. Gene Ontology annotation, cellular component: Golgi membrane; endoplasmic reticulum membrane. Gene Ontology annotation, biological process: GPI anchor biosynthetic process. The transcript has 7 exons. The record is from RefSeq and is a predicted model, not a curated record. The coding region runs from base 734 to 1498 and encodes 254 amino acids.